Macrosiphum euphorbiae (potato aphid) is the source of this 291-nucleotide messenger RNA. The record is from the annotation of a GenBank genome assembly. NCBI's taxonomy places the organism in Eukaryota, Metazoa, Arthropoda, Insecta, Hemiptera, Aphididae.
AUGACGUCCUCGACGAGGGCAUUGUUUAAGAGUCCUGCACUACCAGGACCGUAUGCAGACAGUCGUCGCGGUUCUUGCAGCCGCCGUCACCGUUUCGCGGUCACCGCUCGACGGACACACCUGUUGCACGCGGCGACCAUUUCAAAGACCAUCGUCGGUUACUCGGUACCAGGAUUUCAUCACGUCGGUGGUAACGCCGCCGAGCUUUGCACAUCAGUAUUCACUACACAUUCUGUAGUCUAUACAACAGUCAACAGCAGACAAUAUUAUAAUGUCAUUACGUUUUCAUAG